AUGCAAUCGGACCGUGACGCACGAAAAAUAUGCUAUGAGAUUAGUUGCUACUCGCAUGCGGAUCACCCGCUUCGGCGUGUCGUGCUGGGGCCUCUCCCAGCAACAUCCGUGUCCGAUCAAACAUUGCUCCAUGAAGCUGAAAGAUGUGGUAUCUUACCCACAUCAGAGUCGCCUGACGUGCCAGCCUCCCCGAUGAGCUCUGCUGCACCUUCUAUCUUAUCGCGCCGACGGAGCUCGUUCAUGCAACGUCGAUCAGGCAGACGUCGUUCUCUGCGCCCGCGUCUCAAGCGGACACAAAGCACAUCAUCCUUCUCACUGAACUCGUUGUCGCCUCUUCCUUUCGCAUCGCCAUCGAACUUGGCCUCGAUUCAAGAGGAUCCUCUGGACUGGGUCGCGGACCAACCUUCCUACGAUGCACACGCAGACCAAGCAGAACAUGCAGAUAAUGCGGCAGUGAUGACGCCAAAGACGCCAGACCCCGUUACCCCGCCAACUAUACCACCGUCACUAACUCCAUCAUCGCCACUAUCGCCAGCCCCACCACCACCGCUACAGCCAGUACGGGCUUCGCCGUUAGGACCACCGCCACCAGCACCACCAGCCACAUCCAUGAGUCAGCCUGGACGCAACAUCACGCCCAGCAUAGAAUCACGCACUCAAUACGACGAUUCAGACUCGAUCUAUUUGCGUCGAAAACUCAAACUGUGGCAGCGACGGAACCGCCAGCGUCGACGAUUACUGUCGCCUCAUCCUAUGGCCGCGCCUUUCAUUUGGGAUACGCCAUUUUCAGCGCCCAGACCUAGCGAAGAUGUCGAGUUGACGGAAGAAGAGCGAAAAGGACUCAUUUCUAGACUUGAAAUUUCGUUCGUACACCAAAAAAUGGUGGGCACCUCAUUCGAGGUCGGCAGAACCUUUUUUGAGCGUGUGUUGGAAGAAGAGCCAGAAGAGGAACGUGCAUAUCCUGCAUCAGCACCGUCAUCCAUCCGUCUGUCGCCUAGGUUAUCUCCGUCCAUCCGUCGUGGUCGGAGUAAGAGGAACCAACGCGUGCCCACAUUGCUGUCAGCCAUGAAUAAGCGUGCCUCGUCGGAGUCACGCAGUAGGAGUGCGCAACCACACGUGAAAUUUGCGCUGCCACCGAAACGCGACUCGAACGAGAUCGAGGAUCGCUCACGAUGGGACGAGACGCGGUCUCAACUGGAACACGAGGGUCCAGUAUCGAUCCAAGUGGGGCGACCGUCGCAAACAAUGCUCGCACUUGAGCAGGAACUUGUGUCGAAGCGGGCUGAACUGACCAACAUGGUGAGCCAGCCAUCAUCGGCGCCUUUACCACUGGCGCCACAGGCACCAGCGGGGGCAGGUGAAUCCAUGGCCAUGCAUACGCCGCCUGACACGCUGCCUGACACGCCGGCACCUUCGAGCAGCCAACAUUCCGGGACCUCGGCAUUCCACGCUCUGUCCCGAUUACACAUACCCAACGAAGCAGAGACAUUGUCACCUGCACACUCAAACAAGCAAGGUGCGCGUCCCCCUAUGCAUAUUGAUGAGUGUUCGCCGCAUGCGGUUAUGCUGUCGCCGUUAGGAUCCGACACAGCUUCUCCGGUGCCAUCACCGACACCAGCCGUUCCCGCAUCUCCGGAGACGAAACACCAUCGCUAUCACUGGCAUUUGAGCCGUCACGAGCAUCCGUCUGACGGCACGAAAAAACCACAUGAAAAGCGGCUGAACCUACAUCGACACAAGAAACGAGACCAACCUGUUCCUGAGCCUGCACCGCCGCGGCGACGCUCCGCAUCCAUGGCGUCACUCGAGUCACUUGAGGCCGAGCCCACGUCAGACGUGCGCGUUCAUAGAGAGUCGGAACGGAUCACAUCCGAGACCGUUGUCCACGCUCCACCGUCGCCGUCCAAAGGGUCGGAGCCGUCUGUGAACCUGCUGAAAACUCCAUCGCAGACGCACAACGACCUUCUUGGCUUGUCGUCCGCGCUACCUGUCAAGAACCACAUCACAUCUUCGAAUCAGAUUCCUGUCGGCCAAGGCGACCUGUCGCCCCCGCCCGUUGACGAAGUACUGUCUCGCGAUACAGUGGCUCCCGUGCCCGCAGCUGUACCGGUCCAAGCGGACUCAUUUGCGAUUUACAAGCGCGACCGCAUGCUUGUCAAGGUGCAAGUGGCAUCGAAUGACGUCAGUGGCACCGACUUUGAUGAGUUCGAGGCCCGGCGCUAUGAUAUCCGUUCGUACAGAUGGGCCGAAUACGUCGUGGUUCUGCGGCCUGGGCGUCUCGAACUGUGGAGCGAGGCCAGUAUCCGUGGGCGUCUGCUGGGCGAUGCCGAGCGGCUCAAACCGCGGUACACUGUAUCACUACGCCCGGGCGAAUCGUCGCUGUCCUUGUAUUCAGAGACGGACCGACUCUUUUGCCUUGUAUGCCCGCGGUCCGAGAGCACCGUAGGCCGCUUCCCUUUUCGGAGACAUGGCUCGACGAUCCUCAUCUUUAACGCGCGCACGUUCAGCAUCUCAAGUGACUGGAUGUGGCUUCUUUGGCGAGAAAUGGGCGGCACGUUGCCUCCACACCUCUUUGUGUAUUUGCCGUCAAUCUCGAUGCGUGUGCGAAUUCCCAUUCCGCCGCUGCCGGACAUUCGCGGUCCGUCGCGCGAAUAUGACGUGCUGCUGGAUGUACCCCGCAACGAACAACUCGAAGAAUACGAGGGAUAUAUGGCGUCGGCACUUAUAGGUGCGGCCGAGCGUCUCGUCAAGGCGGUGCCGCAGUGGGCCUCGCUCGUCCAAGAUGUGCGCUCGCGCGGACUCAAGCCCGCUUUUGUUUGGCGCUCUGGCACAAUGUACAACUGGGUCCAGUACAGCGAGACGGCUGAUGGCGCUCCGCGCUACUGGCACGUCCUCGCCGGCACCUUGCUGACGAAUCGGCGACGUGCGCCAGUGCUUGAGCUCGUGAUGAACAACCACUAUCCGACUCAAGUAUUGCAUCCCAGCGGAUGCGCGUUGCGCGAGCCAUGUGCUGUUGAAGGCUUUGUGGGCCGCCUGCGUCGAUUGUCCAGUGCCACGUCGCGCGUCUAUCUAAGCGUGCACGAUGGACUGAUCUUCUUGCUACGUGAGUCCAAUGCAUGCGUGCCGGACAAAUUUGCUGGCGUGCCGCUCGGCUCCGUGCAAGGCGCAACGCGAAAAGAGCGGAUCUAUGAACGCAUCCAGCAAUUCUGCAGGUACGAGCGCACGCGUGAAUGGCAGCAGAUUCGCUUCAGCGAGGGAUUCAUCGAUCUGCGCGAAGUGUGUGCGAUUGGUCAUGUCGGCACGAACGUGGUCUUGUCCACCGAACUCCAACGCCAUAUGGUCCACACAAAUCGCGAGUCCGGCGUGUCGUCGUCGAUGCCGGAAGUCGAAUGGGUUCACGACUACGACGGCACGCGCACGGCCAUCGAAAAGCGCCUUAACUUUUGCGAUGAGCAGCUCGACCCCGACUUCCUGCUGAAUGAUCGCUCCGGACUGCGCUCCAUGCGCCAGUUCCAUCUGUACUUGGACAAUGGGCGCGAAGUCAUCUUUGAGUGUGCGAGUGCUGCACUGGCUCGCGAGUGGAUCGUCCACUUGUUCAUGCUGACUGUGUACUGGCGAUGCCGAAGCAAGACGGACAUCCGCAUGAUCAUGAAUGCGUCCGGCGGCCGUCGGAAUCUCAUCUACAACUCCAAAAAAGCCGAAGAUGUCUCCCUCUUAUCGCUGCCGUACCUAUGGAACUGGUGUCGCAUGUACGAGUGUCGUGCAGUGAGUCUUAGUGGGCACUUGUUUUGGCGGACCAAUGUGCGCCACCCUUUCCGUCGCCGCAUCUUUGUAUUGUGCAAUGGCCACAUGUACGGUUUCAAGCUUAUGUCGUCCACGCGCUCAUCUUCCUCGCGUCAAAAUGCAGGUAUCAUGUACCGCCGCAAGGGCAGCCCCAUCAUUCUCCGCGAUGCCUAUGUAUAUACGGGCCAACUCGGCGAUCGGUCCUCCGACCUCCUUGACGACGAAGCGCCUACACUUCGCACUGGCGCUCAUGACAUCCACGAAGUCCACGAGCGGCUCCCGCGCUUGUACCGCGAUGGGCUCACGAGCUCCGAGUCGCAUGAGGAGUGCUCGUUUGUUCUGCGUGUGCGUUCUGUGCCAGAUCCAAAUCCACCCAAGCACUUGUCCGGCCAUUCUGCCACUCCUCUUGCUCGUCGUGAUUCUACCGAAUACACGUUCCGCGCUCGCACUGUCCUGGAGCGAGAUUUAUGGAUUCGUCACAUCUCGACAGAGAUCGAAAAGACAAUGCGCAGCCAGCCCGAGCGCGAGAGCUUGUUGCGCCACUUUGGUCGAGUAUAUUGA
Molecule: messenger RNA, 4344 nt
Organism: Malassezia globosa CBS 7966
Lineage: Eukaryota; Fungi; Basidiomycota; Malasseziomycetes; Malasseziales; Malasseziaceae
Exons: 1
Coding region: 1-4344 (1447 amino acids)
Biological process (GO): protein localization to prospore membrane
Cellular component (GO): prospore membrane
Source: RefSeq, a predicted model, not a curated record